Messenger RNA from Aspergillus saccharolyticus JOP 1030-1, 1595 nucleotides. It is a transcript of the gene dph1, whose product is annotated as 2-(3-amino-3-carboxypropyl)histidine synthase. Gene Ontology annotation, biological process: protein histidyl modification to diphthamide. The transcript has 2 exons. Gene Ontology annotation, molecular function: 2-(3-amino-3-carboxypropyl)histidine synthase activity. Lineage: Eukaryota; Fungi; Ascomycota; Eurotiomycetes; Eurotiales; Aspergillaceae. The record is from RefSeq and is a predicted model, not a curated record. The coding region runs from base 88 to 1401 and encodes 437 amino acids.
CGCAUCCCAUUUGAAUGCGAACUAACGGUUGGAACUACAACGUGCGAUACUUACAACCACUCCCACAUUCAUCGGUGUCUGCCCAGCAUGGAGGACACGUCUCAACCACCCCCUUCUACCGCGCCUCUGCGCCAACCCAAGAAAAGAUUCGUCGGACGACGCACCGCAGACGCCCAAGCACAGAAAGAGGGGUCCAACCCAAGUCCCCAAGAUGUCGAAUCGACAAGCAUACAGAAAGCCACCCCCCGCCGUACCCCCCGAACUCUCAACCAAGUGCCCCCCGAGAUCCUCGAAGACCCCGACAUCCAAGCAGCCAUCGCCCUGCUCCCGCGCAACUACUCCUUCGAAAUUCCCAAGACAAUCCACCGGAUCCGCAGCAGCAACGCCAAGCGCAUCGCGCUGCAAUUCCCCGAGGGUCUCCUCAUCUUCGCCACCACCAUCUCCGACAUCCUCACGCAAUUCUGUCCGGGGAUCGAAACCCUGAUUAUGGGCGACGUGACCUACGGCGCCUGCUGCAUCGACGACUACACCGCGCGGGCGCUGGGGUGCGAUCUGCUCGUGCACUACGCGCACAGCUGCCUGAUCCCCGUCGACGUCACGAAGAUCAAAACCCUGUACAUCUUCGUGGACAUCAGCAUCGACACCACGCAUCUGCUGGCGACCCUGGAGCGCAACUUUCAGCCCGGCAAGACCAUCGCCACUGUCGGCACCAUCCAGUUCAACGCGACGCUGCACGGUUUGAAACCCGUGCUCGAGAAGGCCGGCUUCCGCGUCCUCAUCCCGCAGAUCACCCCGCUCUCGAAAGGCGAGAUCCUGGGGUGCACGUCCCCGACCCUGGUGGCGGGCGAGGUCGAUUAUCUGUUGUACUUGGGGGAUGGGCGGUUUCAUCUCGAGUCGGCGAUGAUUCAUAAUCCGGACAUUCCGGCGUAUCGCUAUGAUCCGUACUCUCGGGUGCUGUCGCGCGAGAGUUAUGAGCAUGAGGAGAUGCAUACUUUGCGCCGUGACGCGAUCGCCUCGGCCAGGUCGGCGAAGAAAUGGGGAAUUAUCUUGGGGUCGCUGGGUCGGCAGGGAAAUCCAAAUACGAUGGCGAUGAUUGAGAAUCAUUUGAAGAGCAAGGAUAUUCCCUUCGUGAAUCUCCUGCUGAGUGAAAUCUUCCCGGGCAAGUUGGGCGCCAUGGCCGAUGUGGAGUGCUGGGUGCAGAUCGCGUGUCCCAGGCUGAGUAUUGAUUGGGGGUAUGCGUUCCCGCGGCCGCUGCUGACGCCGUAUGAGGCGUUGAUUGCGCUCGGCAUCAAAGAGAGUUGGGAUACCGCGAAUGGUGGCGUGUAUCCGAUGGACUUUUAUGCGAAGGAGGGCUUGGGGAGAACGAAACCCAGUCAGGCGAUUAUGGCAGGAUCGGCGUGAUUUUUUCUCCUUUCGGCGUUGUUUUGCAUGGUUGCCGAUGAGCACUCACGGAGAUCUGCUCCUGGCUACAAACCAAAACUCAUGAUGUAUAUGAACUAAUCUUUGUUGUUGAUUUUUGUGCAUAUUGUUCCUCACAGGAACAACCAAAAGCUUAUGAUUAUAGAUAGGAUUUUAGAAAGCCAACUUGAUAUAUC